AUGGCGCAGUCGAUGAUCAUUACAUCUGAGCCUGAGAACGUCAAAUCAGUCUUGGCUCCUGGCUUGGUGCCAUGGGACGGCUCCUUGGCUAUGGUAUCUUCACAACGGAUGGCGCGCGUUGGGAGCAUUCAAGGGCAAGUAUUCGGUUCCUUGGAGCAGCUGCACUUAUCCGAUCCAGCUUCCCCAGGAGCCCAGGUGUCUGACUUCGAAGGCGUCGAGACGCACUUCUAUAAUCUCGUGGACAAGCUGCCCAAAGAUGGCGAGACAAAGGAACUACAGCGGCUGUUCUUCAACUUCACCAUUGAUAACUCGACAGAGUUCCUGCUGGGUCAGCAGAGCGCCCUGAUCGACGCCGGCUAUGUCGUCAUACGCCUUGUGCAGCAUGUUGCGCGCAUCGAGGCGCGUGGGUCAGUGUUCCGUCAGAGUGUUGCCUUGACGCUUAGCCAUGCCGACGGGGGGCGCUGUGGAAGAGGAUAUAGAUAG
This is a messenger RNA of Parastagonospora nodorum SN15, 483 nucleotides long. RefSeq lists its product as hypothetical. Bases 1 to 483 code for a protein of 160 amino acids. The transcript has 2 exons. The record is from RefSeq and is a predicted model, not a curated record. Lineage: Eukaryota; Fungi; Ascomycota; Dothideomycetes; Pleosporales; Phaeosphaeriaceae.